AUGGCUGGCUGUCGACACCAAGUUCGCUUGUCGAAUCAGCCCGAAAUCAGCAGCACAGAUGGAGCACUAGAUCGUGUUCUGGGAUCCAAGCAACGAAAACGAUCUAUUCCUGCUAUUUUCCUCCAUGCGGGCGCUGGCUUUCAUAGUCAUCAAAAUGAAGAUGUCCAUCUUCGGGCCUGCGUUGCAGCCGCAGAAAUGGGGAUGAGAUUUCUGAAAGCUGGCGCCAGUGCCACGGAAGCCGUUGAGGCCUCGCUGCGUGUGCUGGAAGACAAAGAAAUCACCAACGCUGGCUACGGAUCCAACCUUUCAAUCGACGGGACGGUUGAAUGCGACGCGACAAUUGUUGAUCACUUAGGCCGCAGUGGCGCAUGUGGUGCUGUGCCAAACAUUCGAAAUCCAAUCUCUCUCGCCAAGCUCAUCUUUGACGGAAGUAAGCGGCCCUUGAGCUUAAGACGAGUCCCGCCCAAUGCCCUCGUUGGGGAAGGCGCCAAGAUAUUCGCUGAAGAACACGGGAUGGCGACGUUUUCCAAUGACUACUUGGUCUCCAAGAACUCUAGGGAUCGCUUCAUGCGCUGGCAGGAUGAUUUACUCAGAGCCGAAGCCAAAGCAAAAGAAGCCAGUAGUGCGCCAAAAGCUACACAGCCAAUGAAUUGUGCGCCGUGUCAAUACGAUACUCUCCCCGGGAAGCCGAAUAUUUCGUUUCCUCGAGAUCACGCUGCUGCCAUAAUGUCAGGAACCUGGAACGAAGGCCAGCCUAACUCGCCCUACUUGCCGCCUCCGGGCAUGGAUGAGGCUCAGCAGGCUGAGCUGACAACGUUGGGCAUUCCGCAAAACGCCUGGAAUCAUACCAAGAAUCCAUCUUGGAAAACGCCACAUCCUAAAACCAAUUCAAACAAAAAGCAAAGCACAUUGCCAAGACUCAAUCAAGGCCAUAUCAAUGAUGGUGAAAAUGACGAUCAAGCGGUCCGGGCAAAGGAGCCCAACGCUCAAGGCAUCGGCUCCGCAAAUGACGAAGGAACUUGGCAGCUGCCAAAAAGACGUCGCAAAGGACCAAAGCGACUUCUGGAUGGCCAUUUUGACAGCGAAGACGCACCGACAAAGCGUCAACAUGUGUCUGAGGAUAACGAGGAUCAGAUAACCGACACAAUUGGCGCAAUUGCUAUUGACGAGGACGGAUAUAUUGCAGCCGGCUCUUCAUCUGGAGGCAUUGGAAUGAAGCAUCGCGGAAGACUUGGCCCAGCUGCCCUGGUUGGCGUCGGAACUGCGGUCGUGCCAUGCCAACCCGAUGACGAGGAUGCCAUCUCCGUGGCUGCUGUUACCAGUGGCACAGGUGAACACAUGGCAACGACCAUGGCUUCUCAACGCUGCGCGGAGAGACUUUACAACAGUACCCGCAAAGGGCCCGGCGGCAGCGAUAUACAUGACUACGACGAAAGCGCAAUAAUGGAAUCUUUCAUUGCAAACGAUUUCAUGGGCCAUCCCGGCGUCUGCAACGGACCCUCUGCUGGCGCCAUUGGCAUCAUGGCCUUGAAGAAGACGCGGGCAGGGUAUUAUCUUCAUUUUGCGCACAACACCGACUCAUUUGCGCUUGCAUCCAUGGGUGGCAAGGAUCCUACGCCAACCUGUGUCAUGUCUCGCCUGCCCGAGGGUGGUAAGAUUGCCCAAGGCUCUCGCAAGAUUUCUACCAAGUAG
This is a messenger RNA of Akanthomyces muscarius, 1692 nucleotides long. RefSeq lists its product as uncharacterized. Gene Ontology annotation, biological process: protein maturation. Gene Ontology annotation, molecular function: threonine-type endopeptidase activity. The transcript is spliced from 3 exons. The coding region runs from base 1 to 1692 and encodes 563 amino acids. The record is from RefSeq and is a predicted model, not a curated record. NCBI's taxonomy places the organism in Eukaryota, Fungi, Ascomycota, Sordariomycetes, Hypocreales, Cordycipitaceae.